UGUAUGCUACUUGAAGCCGGUUUCCUGGAUCACGGCUACCCGCUGCGGGUAGCCGCUGGCUUGGGUACGGUGGGCAGGACUGAAGCCCCACCUGGGGCGGCACGAGCGCCGGAGCUGCGUGACAGGCGGGGUGAAAGGGAAGCCAUGCAAAAAUCGGAGUGCCCUGGAGGUGUGCAGUUGAGAAACAGAGCAACAGGUAAUUAUGAUCAAAGGACAUCCUCAAGUGCACAAGUAAAACAACACAGGGCGACAGGUCAGCGGAGCAAAUCCUCCUCACUAACCAGUUCUCCAGAGGCUGCAAGAAGGGUUCAUCCUCGGCCAAGUGAUAAACUCAACCCUAAAACAAUUAACCCUUUUGGUGAACAGUCUCGAGCCCCUUCUGCAUUUGCGGCUGUCUACUCUAAAGGAGGCAUUCCCUGCAGAUUGGUACAUGGCUCAGUAAAACACAGAUUACAAUGGGAAUGCCCACCUGAAAUUCUGCCAUUUGACCCGCUUCUAAUUACUUUAGCUGAGGGUCUGAGGGAGACGAAGCAUCCUUAUACCUUUGUGUCCAAGGAGGGCUUUAGGGAAUUACUUCUGGUCCAGGGUGCUCCUGAAAAAGCUGUACCUUUGCUACCUAGACUCAUCCCUGUGCUCAAGGCAGCUCUGGUCCAUUCUGAUGAUGAAGUGUUUGAAAGAGGACUGGACGCACUCGUUCAGCUAAGUGUGGUCGUUGGCCCAUCUCUGAAUGGCCAUCUGAAACAUCUGCUUACAAGCCUUUCCAAGAGGCUAAUGGACAAAAAAUUCAAAGAAGCCAUCACGAGUGCCUUGCAAAAGCUGGAGCAGCACGGCGGGAGUGGAAGUCUUAUCGUCAUCAAAUCCAAAAUCCCAACCUACUGCUCUAUCUGCUGUUGAAUAAGGGAGCCAGCAAAAGCCAGGCUACUUCCUCAGGCACUGACGGUGGCUGCAGUGGGCCUCUGCUAGGUUGGGUCACCCUGACUCCCAGGACCGUGUCAGUCUAGACUCAUUGGGGAAGCCAUUUGUCAAACAAAACGCAUGGGUGCUAAUGGAAAGCAAUUAAAGUGCUGGUGAAAAAGGUGAAUUCCAUGAGGGUUUUGCAUCGUGGUCAUCUGUGUGAAUUAUGGAUCAUAGCUAUAUGCAUAUUUUCCAAUAUAUUUUUACUUACAGCCCUUCUGAAGAUCACUUUGUAGCUGUUCACUUAUUUUAUAGGUUGGUUUUGGCCAUUUGGUUUUUAUAUUUAUCAAGACUGUAAAAAUUUAAGAUAGCAAGUAAAUAUUUGUGACUUCACUAUUAGCUGGUAUUUGCAAAUAUGUAUUUUAUAAUGUGGAAUGCUUGGGAACAUCUUUUCCUUCCUGAAUAUUCCAGUUUAAAAACCUUGUUCUAAAUGUGAAAUUUCUAUUACAAGUAUAUUGUUUACUACAACUUGUUAAAACUACCUAAACUUUAUUUAAGUAAACGUUACUUUUAUAUUUCAUAGUCUGAAAAUACUGAGGAUGUACAUAUGCAGAUAUCCAGAAAUUAAAGUACUUUACAUGUACUCAGUGAUAUUGUAGUACUUGUUUGUGUUUCAGUUACUUGGUUUUUGAAGACAUAAUUUGGGGGUACAGCCCAGAGUUCUAAUGAGCUAGAAACUUCUAGAUGAUUCUGCAAGAAGGAGUCGAGGAAGAGCAGUAGGAAAAUGGGAGUGAGACUUUCAAUCUACCUGGCAGGAACUUGGAAAGCCACUCCAAAUCCUAACCAUAGGCACACAUCGGAAAGCAUGGGGACAGACAGUCAUUGUGUUAUGUGGCAGCAGCUACAUGCCCUCUCGACACUGGAUAGACGGUGCACGCCCCUUGUUCUCUUCCCACAGACAUCUGGUGACCCUUUGGCAAUUCUUAUUUCAGAUAGUUGCACAGCUUUCAAUUGAAGGAAUAGAAGCAAUUGCUGAGUCACCAUACUACAGACCUGCCCAUCCUCCACCAGGACUUUUGCUUCUGGGUCCUGGGUCCUCCCUAUCCUCAGAUCUAUAGUACCUUGUCACAUUCUCAGACCAUGCUUGCUAUAGCAGCUGCCUGACCUCUGUCUUGCUUUGAGUUUUCUCUGUAGGCAGCACUACCCAAAGAAACUGACAGUCUAGUUUGAAUCUAGUGAUUGAGUAUAAAACUUGCUAGAACAUAAUGACCUAUGGCAGACACAGUAGAGUAAUAAACACUUUAUUUUGCUUUUAUUUUCCCUUUUGAGAUACAAAAUGUGCACAUUGAGUUUACACAAACACGCGAUGGCAGAUUUCAGUGUACAUGUACUGUACUACUCUUAAUUCCUACACUGGUGAUGGCAGGGCAGCUUUCAACAUCCUAUCUCUACACCAGAAUAGAUACCUGAUUUAUUGUUGCAGACAGUCGCAAAUUUUCUCCUCCUGUAUCCUCUUGGUACUUGUGAUGUUUGUUUCUACACAAGGGAAGAUGUGUGUAUCUAUAGUACUGCUGUGGCAACUCUAUAGUUUUGGCUUGAGAUCACGGAAAUGAAUCUGAAUCCUUUAACUUCUAUGAUGAGCUAAAUCAUAAUGAAAUUCAGAUGAACUGUUUAAUGUUUGUAAUCAUUUUCUGUACAGUCUUAUGUGUAAUUUCCAAUAUGAUAGAAUCACUGGUGUUUUCAAAGAAUAUUUUGCUUGAUAUUCAUUCUUGGUGGCUUUGGGGCAGUCAAGGAUUCUCUGUCCCGGAAUGGCUUAUAAUAAACAUGCUGUGAAAACAUUAGGGAGUUUGGGGGUGGCUAGAAUUGCCCUUUACUGCUCUUAGGGUUACUUGCUAAUAAGCAUCACUAGGUGUUGGAGGACAGACAUCCGGACCCUUUGCAAGUCUGUAAACAUCCUUGGUUUGUAUGACACUUUGAAUUUCUAUUUCAUGACACAAUACAAAACAGUCUACAUGUAAGAUCGAACAGGUCCAAAGGUACAUGGAUU
Molecule: messenger RNA, 2941 nt
Organism: Onychomys torridus (southern grasshopper mouse)
Lineage: Eukaryota; Metazoa; Chordata; Mammalia; Rodentia; Cricetidae
Gene: Pacrgl
Product: parkin coregulated like
Exons: 9
Coding region: 4-894 (296 amino acids)
Source: RefSeq, a predicted model, not a curated record